Mirounga angustirostris (Northern elephant seal) is the source of this 4458-nucleotide messenger RNA. RefSeq names its product lamin tail domain containing 1 (gene LMNTD1). Bases 599 to 1807 code for a protein of 402 amino acids. NCBI's taxonomy places the organism in Eukaryota, Metazoa, Chordata, Mammalia, Carnivora, Phocidae. The transcript has 8 exons. Gene Ontology annotation, cellular component: cytoplasm; nuclear envelope. The record is from RefSeq and is a predicted model, not a curated record.
CACUGGGUGUUAUACACAGAUAAUGAAUCAUUGAACACUACAUCAAAAACUAGUAAUGUACUGUAUGGUGACUAACAUAACAUAAUUUUUAAAAAGGCCUGGAAUGAAAUGAUUGGUAGCAUUUUGGUGAUUUUUUGGUAAAAUUUUUGGUUGGUAGCAUUUUGAUGAUUUUUGUUUUCUUCUUUCUACUUUUGCACUUUUUUAAAAUCAUCUACAGUAGCAAUUGACUAAUUUUUAUUUUUUUAGUAAAGAUUUUAUUUAUUUCCUUGAGAGAGAGAGAGAGCACAAGAGAGCACAGAAGGAGAGGGAGCACAGAGGGAGAAGGAGAAGCAGACUCACCACUGAGCAGGGUGCCCGAUGCAGGACUCAAUUCCAGGACCCCAAGAUCAUGACCUGAGCUGAAGGCAGAUGCUUAACCAGCUGAGCCACCCAGGCACCCCCAAUUGACUGAUUUUUAGAUAAAAGAGUAGAUAAAAGCAUUUCUUGACACUCAAAUGUCCUAUUUAGAUUGUUAAAACUACAACAAUAAGUUGUCCUUAUGCUUAUAUAAAUGCAUAUAAACUUUGAAAAGCAGAACUCUGGGUAAUAAUCAUAGUUCAUGAUUCUUAUGUUCGUAUCUAUUCAUUUUCACUUUCUUACUUUGCUUACUAUACUAAUUUUUGUACACAGAAGAAAAGACACCCAAGACAGUCUCCCAAUGACACAGCGAUCUUUAGUACAUUUUUUUUCGACAAUGAAUUCAGAUAUUACACUGCCAUUGUCAUGGUCAUUAUCCUAUGAAAUGCUUCUUGAUUACAAUCCAUCUAGCCCUCAGUUUAGUGGAAUAACUAUAUCAACAAUUGGGCAGAAGACUCCUAAAACUACAGGAGUGGGCCUUUCCAGAUCGGAAAACAGCUUGGGAGUCAACAGCUCCAUAAUGACAAAGAGACAGGCUCUGCUCCUUGCUCCUGAGAUACCAGUAACUGGGGAAGGAGAAGAUUAUUUCCUAUCUUUGUUUGGUGAUUCAAAGAAACUUCUUCCACAUUCAUUCCAUGCUGAGAAAGCCUGGAAGCACUUUUCUAUGAUUCUUGAAGAAGUGGGCCAAUCUAGAUCCAGUGCUCUUGGAGACAUUAAAAUAGCUGAAGUAAAUUUCAAGGGUUUAUUUGUGAAACUCAUUAACUCUUCCCUUGACAAAGAACUGGAGAUUGGAGGUCAUAUUCUCCAGCAAAAUAUGAAUGGACAAACAGUCUCUUUGUACCGCUUCCCUCCGAAUAUCAUAAUGCAGGCCAAUUGCACAAUAACAGUGUGGGCAGCUGCAUCUGAAGCAAAGCAUCAGCCACCAUCAGAUUUUCUUUGGAGAGAACAAAACAAGUUUAGAACAAGCCCAAAUUGUACAACGAUUCUGUGCAAACCUAAUGGUGAAGCUGUUGCCUGGUACACUCCUAUUCACUGGAAGCAAGCGUGGGAGAAAUUAGAGACUGACAUUGAAUUUGACAGACGCUCAGUAGUAAGUACAACAUCUCGAAGGCACGUGUUUAAUUGGCCAGCAGCUAUAACUACAACUAAAGAAAAACAAGAUAAAUGUAAUAAAGAUAUCUCAAAAUAUCAGAUGGAACGAGUCAGAGUUUUUCUCAAAAGAGAAAAAGAAACCCCACCAAACCCUUUGCCCAAUAGCAGCCCUUGGUGCCACAGUCCCAGUGUCCCUGCACAUCCCUACGGUACUCUGAUUGAAACUUGCAAUACGUGCAUGACUGAAAGCAGCUUAGAUAGACAGCCGAGGCCUCAGUCAUCCAGGCCUGAUCCAGCCCAGGGACCAAGAAAAACAUGACAUCUGAGUUACAAAAGCAAAUAGGCAGUCAACUCAACUUCUAAAGGACAAUAAUAUCCAAAUCUAGAGAAUACAAGGAUGCCCAACAUGUCACAGACAGCCUUCCGCAAAGGAGAGGAAGCCAGCAGCAAGCAAGAAAAUGGUUUCUUUUCGAAAAGAUAAUUCUUCCGGACUUUACGGUAAUCUUUUCUUAAAGAAGGAAAUAGAGUUUGUGGUCAAGUUAAACCAUUUGUUUGCUAGGCUGUUAAGAAGAGAAACAUUGGUCAAAAGUAAAACCAUCCCAGUCUUCACAUUAUGCACAUGAUGUUCCCCCAUCACUAAUUUCUGUUAUAACCUGCCUGGCUGUUAGGUCUACCAUCCCACCAUUUCUGCAGAGGCAUUUUCCAAAAGCACAUCUCAGGAAUUCUGAAUCUGUGGUCUGUCUGAUUCUUUACACUUGGAAUCUGGUCUGUCUCAUUAAAGCAUGGAUUAACUGAGCUUCCUAAUGACUGGAAGUAGUAGAUGAGGUUUCCAUGGAGUAACUAGUUGGGAGUUUUUAAACCUGCCUACACUUACCUCAGAUUCAUCCAAAAUCGUGUCUUCUAGCUGCAGUACUAAGUACAAAAUCCCAUGAUGGGAAAUGCCAAGAAUGUUUCAACUAAUCUGAGGGAGCACUUUUUUUUCAUAUUCUUAUUCCUUACUCCUUAACAAUCUUAUUCUAUACCUAUCACAAGUAUAGAAUUUAAAAAAUAAUGAAAUUUGCUCAUUUGUAAUGUUGACUCUCUGUGUAGUCAGAAGGUAUGAUUGUUUCCGUUUCUGAGAAACACAUCCAAUCUAUACCAUGUAAACCUGCUUAACUUAAUUUAACUUACAUUGAUUUAUGUGUAUAUACAUAGCAUAUGAAGAAAGAUGGGGCAUAUACAGUUCUAGAAUGUUAGGAGUGAGAAAAGUAAGGAUUUUUCCCAGUAUCUGUUUAAAAAAAAUAAAGAAAAGCAAAAUAACCCAAAAACCCAUCCAGUGGUGACAUUGAAGUUUGUUUUAUUACAUUCAAACACCAAAAACUAAAAUACUUCAUUUUUUAAAAAGUCAUAUACCAAGGGACUCAAACACAUACUUGUAUACCAAUGUUCAUAGCAGCAUUAUUCAUAAUAGCUGAAAGGUGGAACCAAUGCAAGUGUCCAUCAACAGAUGAAUGGAUUUUUAAAAUGUGGUAUAUACAACAUAAUUAUAUUAUUCAUUCAUUAAAAAAUUAAAUUCUAAUAUAUGCUACAACAUGGGUAAACCUUAAAAAUGUUAACGCUAAAUGAAAUAAGCAGACACAAAAGGACAAAUAUUUUAUGAUUCCAUUUAUCUGAGGUACCUAGAAUAGGCAAAAUUAUACAAGUGGAAAAUAUAAUACAGUUUACAAGGGACUAGAGGAAGAAGGGAAUGGGGAGUUAUUAUUUAAUGGGUAUAGAAUCUAUCUUUUGGGAUAAUGAAAAAGUUCUGGAAAUAGUGAUGAUGGUUGUACGAUACUGUGAGUGUACUCAAUGCCACUGAAUUGUCCACUUAAAAAUAGUUAAAAUGAUUUAAAAAUACCUUUAAUAAAAUCUGAUUAGUAUUUCCAAGGCAAAAAGUAAACAUCAUAUGCCAGUCUAAAGCAUUUCAGAAGACAUACAUUGCUUGACAGAAAAAUUUGUCAUACACUUUUUGGUUUAAUAUAAAAAGGAUUCACAUUUACCCCUGCAUAGUGAUGCAACAUAAAUAUUUUCUUGCCACCAGGCCACACUGAUCACAUUAUUUCCUCAUUCUUUGGACAUUUAGGAAUAGACUUGCACAUUUUUGGAAAACUCAAUAUUACCUUAUACCACUUUGAACCAUUAAGUAUGGUCUUUGAAUCAAUCGUAUGUUGGCUAAAUGUGUAGGCUGUUCUGUUUUUUUCAUGGUUACCAUGGAAACUGUGUAGUCAUGGCAUUAUAAGGAGACUACAAGGGCAUCAGAGAGUACACAAUAAAAGUUAACUUAUUUCAUGGUUUACAAUUUCUUCCAGCUGUCUCCAUUUGUGAUUAUCAUGUUCACAUUGGGAGUAUAAAUAUACAACCAAAAGGGCUCCAGUAACUAUAGCCAAUAAGCGAUCUCACCCAUAACAGACUUCCAACCUCCUUUCCUCAAAGAUUUGGAUAGAAACACAUGAAAGAAGUGGCAUGUAAGCUUCAGGUGUUUUCAAUUAUUUCCCUCAUAUGAGCAAAGAUUUCCUAAUACAAAACAUGUUUCAGUUCAAAUAGUUUUCCUUAAAAGAUUGUGUAGUUUCAGAAGAAUUUCAUCUACAUAUUCCUAAUUCAUUGACACUUCAUCAAUAACAUAAUAUCUCCUCUGAUCUCUUCUUUAAGAUCAUUUCUUCUCUGGGCACCUGGGUGGCUCAGUUGGUUAAGCAACUGCCUUCGGCUCAGGUCAUGAUCCUGGAGUCCCGGGAUCGAGUCCCACAUCGGGCUCCCUGCGCAGCAGGGGGUCUGCUUCUCCCUCUGACCCUCUUCCCUCUCUUGCUAUCUGUCUCUCAUUCUCUCUCUCUCAAAUAAAUAAAUAAAAUCUUUAAAAAAAAAAGAUCAUUUCUUCUCUGGGUGGUCAAAAAUAUGGUACAUUUAAGUAUUGUUUACUUUUGUGAAGUGCACUUUUAGAAAGUGUAUAACCUUUUG